Opisthocomus hoazin is the source of this 1827-nucleotide messenger RNA. Lineage: Eukaryota; Metazoa; Chordata; Aves; Opisthocomiformes; Opisthocomidae. The record is from RefSeq and is a predicted model, not a curated record.
AUGUCGAAGAAAUCGGAGGCUCCGCUUUCCUUGUCUGACUGCCUCUGCCAAAUUUGCAUGGAGAUCUUCGUGGAGCCUGUGACGCUGCCGUGCAACCAUACCCUCUGUAAUUCUUGUUUCCAGCUGACCGUUGAGAAAGCCAGUCUUUGUUGCCCUUUUUGUCGUCGUCGAGUCUCUUCCUGGGCACGGUAUAAUGCCCGCAGAAAUACUCUUAUCAACUCUGAACUCUGGGAAAAGAUUCAGAAGAGUUACCCAAAGGAGUGUGAGCGUAGGAUUAACGGGCAGGAUUUGGAAGAGGAAAUCUGUGUGCCCCAUCCGCAACAUCAGCUGAGCAAGCCUGGCGAACUGAGGCAGGAAUAUGAAGCAGAGAUUAGCAAGGUGGAGGCAGAAAGGCGAGCACACGAACAAGAGGAGAACAAGGCAAGUGAGGAAUACAUUCAACGGCUUCUAGCAGAAGAGGAGGAGGAGGAACACAGAUUGGCAGAAGAGAGACGAAGGGAGAUGGAGAAACAGCUGAAGCAAGAUGAAGAGUUGGCCUGGCAGCUGAGCAACAGUCUGAAUGACGAUUCCAAAGGACAUGUGCUCGGUAGUCCUUCACCAGCGGGCAGUCCCUCAUCUGAAACGUCCCCAGCUAAUUUGUGCAAGAUGAAGAACAAACCAAACAACUCUGGAGACAUUCAGAAGUAUCUGUCUCCAAAGCUUCAUCGUACCUCAGGAUCAGCAUUGUUCUCUAGAACAACAGAAAGAGGCAGGAGUUACUCUGGCUCUGUGGAGACCAACAGCAACGAAGGCAGCAGUUCUGCCUGGCAAGAUGAGCAAGAGGAAAUGCCAACACUGUCCCCACAGCUGACCGGUGUGAUUAAAGAUCCCAGUGCUAAGGAUUUGUUUUUGGAAUCAUGCAUGAACUAUUUCAGUGCCUCAGCUUUAGGGGAAACUGCCGCUGUCAAGCAGGAGGAAACACGAGGACCAAAUUGUCUAGGAGACGAAGUUCCAGAUGCACUUCACGGAAUUGCAAAAGGAGAACAGUCUAGAACAGCUCUUCGUAGAUCCAAAGGAGAAGAUGAUGGAAUUGAGUCAGACAGUGGCAGUUUAACACCUGUAGAAAGCAUAAACUGUGAAAACUCUGCUGAAAUUUGUGCACGUAUUCAGUCAGCAACAAAUUCUGUGGUGUCUGGCAGCAAAAGUGUAAUAUGUGGUCUCAUGGAAGUGGCUGGGCACUCAGAUGAAGAGAAACCAGAGAAACUGCAGAAUACUAAGGAGACUCCAAAAAGAAAGUCACAGGAGCCACCAGCUGAAGCAGUGGUUGACUUGUGCGUACUUGAUAAGAGGAGAAGAACUUUUCCAGAAAGUUUAGAGGACCAAAGUGAUUUUGACUUGCAAAUGCAGAAAGCUUUUGAGCAGGAGUUCUAUGACAGACGUAUGCAGGAGGAGCAGGACAGGCUUCUGGCUCUGGAACUACAAAAACAGCUCAACAAGGAGGAAAGGACACUUAACCGACAAAAGGGCUCUCCAGAUGAGUACCUUCUUCGCACUAAGCCACCUCAGUCUGUGAAAGACUCUCCUGCUGGAAAGGGAAGUUCUAAGGUGGCAAAAGACUCAAAGGCACCAAAAAAGCAGGCUGAAGCAAAUCACCGCAAGACUCGGAAAAGUUCUUGCAAUGAAAACUGGCAGUCCCCCACCAGAGUCCGAAUGAAAUCGCCCAGCAUCCAGGGAGGAAAAGUUUUGAAUUGCGUGGUUAAUACCAGUGACUCAAAUGAGAUUUGUUCAUUACCUAAGAAUAAGCAAAAGACGAUCCUUCAGAUGUUUAAAAGCUCUGUUGUGGAGUAG